AUGGAGGUUCAGUUUUUCCGGCGGCUUGAUGGAGAGUUCAACAAGGUUUUGAGAUUUUAUAAGCAGAAAGUGGAGAGCGUGAUGGAGGAAGCCGAUGAGCUUAGUAGACAAUUAAACGUUUUGAUUGCUCUCAGAGUUAAGGUUGAGAAUCCAAAUGUUGACUUCCCCGACAUUAGUAGUAUCUCGAGUGCUCCUUCUUCUCCACACAACAGGACUCCAGCCAUUUCCCCAAUGGAAGUGAUUAAAGAAAUGGAACAAGUAGAAGAUAAGAAAGUCUUUAAACCUGCUCCAGUAGAAAUGCUGGAUCAUAUAAAGCUCAAGAUCGAACCGGAGACUCCAUUGUCAAUGCUUAAGUGCAUGAUCAUGGGUCUUUCAACUGAGCAAACCUUCAGCAAACCGGAGCUUAAAAGAGCCGAGGAGCUUAUGGACCGCGCUUUUGUUGAGUUCUACCAGAAACUUAGGUUCCUUAAGAGUUAUUGCUUCUUGAACCAGUUGGCUUUUUCAAAAAUACUAAAGAAGUAUGACAAGACUACUUCUAGGAAUGCAUCUAAGCCUUAUCUACAUACAGUGGAUCAUUCUUAUUUAGGAAGCUGCGAUGAGGUCUCAAGGCUCAUGUCAAGAGUGGAGGCUACGUUUAUUAAGCACUUCGCCCAUGGAAAUCACCGUGAAGGAAUGAAAUGUUUAAGGACUAAAGCUAAGAGGGAGAAACACAGAAUCACAUACUUCCUCGGUUUCUUUUCUGGUUGCGCCGUAGCUCUAGCCAUUGCGAUAACGGUUCUUGUACAUAUAAGAGGCAUAACAAAAAGUGAAGGCAGACAUCAAUACAUGGAGAACAUCUUCCCUCUUUACAGCAUGUUCGCUUUCGUUGCGGUUCAUUUGCUUAUGUAUGCAGGAGACAUAUAUUUCUGGAGUCGAUAUAGAGUUAACUACCCCUUUAUCUUCGGGUUUGACCAAGGGACUGAUCUUGGUUACAGAGAAGUUCUUCUUCUAGCCUCUGGUCUAGCAGUUCUAACAUUUGGAGGAGUCAUCUCGAAUCUUGACAUGGAGAUGGAUCCGAGAACCAAAGAGUUUAGUGUCAUCACUGAGCUUGUUCCUUUAGGUCUUCUCAUGUGCUUCAUGAUUACUCUGUUUUGUCCACUCAAUAUAAUAUAUCGGUCAAGCAGAUAUUUCUUCAUUGGGUGCGCCUUUCGUUGUCUUUUAAGCCCACUAUACAAGGUUAUUCUCCCGGAUUUCUUUCUCGCAGAUCAGUUGACCACUCAGGUGCAAACAUUCAGAAGCUUGUUGUUUUAUGUAUGUUAUUAUGGUUGGGGAGGAGAUUUCAAGAAAAGAACACACACAUGCUAUGAGAGUGAAAUUUACAAAGAACUCUAUCUUGUUGUUGCCAUCAUUCCUUACUGGUUCCGCUUUGCUCAGUGUAUAAGGAGGUUGGUUGAGGAGAAGGACAAAAUGAAUGGCCUAAACGCACUAAAAUAUCUCUCGACAAUAUUAGCGGUUGCGGCUAGAACAAUCUUUGAAACAAAGAGAGGGACCUACUGGCUUACGGUGGCUGUAACCACGUCAACCAUUGCCACAUUGUUCAAUACUUAUUGGGAUAUAUUCAGGGAUUGGGGUCUAAUGAACCGCAACUCCAAAAACCCUUGGCUUCGUGACAAACUCUUAAUCCCUUACAAAAGCAUAUACUUCAUUGCCAUGGUGGUGAAUGUGGUGCUGAGGCUGGCUUGGAUGCAGACGGUUCUUGGGAUUAGAGAAGCUCCAUUUUUGCACAGAAGAGCUUUGGUUGCUGUUGUUACCAUUUUAGAGAUUGUUCGUCGUGGCAUUUGGAACUUCUUCAGGUUGGAGAAUGAGCAUUUGAACAAUGUGGGGAAAUACAGAGCCUUCAAGUCUGUACCUUUGCCUUUUCAAGAAGUUGGAGGAAGCAAGAGCAUGUAA
Eruca vesicaria subsp. sativa (arugula) is the source of this 1929-nucleotide messenger RNA. The record is from the annotation of a GenBank genome assembly. Lineage: Eukaryota; Viridiplantae; Streptophyta; Magnoliopsida; Brassicales; Brassicaceae.